AUGGCCUCACGACUUCCAGCUUUUGCACUCUUUCCUCUCACCGCUUGGCGUGACCAGCUACCGGCUGAUGAGUGGGCUGCUUGUCUCGAUGCCUGGGUAGCGCUCAUUGAUAGCCACUUGUCCCUUUCAGAUGCCGACUUCAACUCAGCUUCAGUUAAAGAUGAGAGUUUACCAAGCUUCCUGACAUCUUUUACACAGGAAACGGCACAAAAUGGAGUUGGGAUUCUUGGACCAUCGCCUGCAGCUAAGAGACUCCUCAGGGGCACCUAUCAGCUCAUCACGAAACUGCUUCAGUCAUCAGCAUCACCAAGCAGCUUGGCGCAAUGGGAUUUCUUGUCGGAUGUUAGCACGGUGUAUGGAAAGAAGAAAACCACUAUCCUUCUUGAUACUCUAUCGGAAGCUUCACGGUCUUAUCUGGAAACAUCACUCGCCGGUCUGAAAAAGUUCCUCAUCAAGAAUCUCGAUGCCGGCCUAAGUGGCGGGGACCUCAACGGCAUCCAAUCCCGCCUCGAACAAGUCAACAACCUCAUCCACGCCUCCCCAUUUGUGGCCGAGUAUUUCCUCGCAGGAAGUGACUUCCUCGACGGUCUCAUAUCCUGCUAUAAGAUUACCAACCCACCGCUCCGCCGCUCACUCAUCUCAACCCUUUACGUCUGCCUCAUCGGCCUCGCCGACGCCCAAAAAGUCGGCCCCCUAACCGACCACCUCUACUCCCUUAAAUCCGCCGCCGACACUCACAAAUCUGGCCCUUUGAACGUGAACGACUCCCUCGUCGCCGAGUUGGUCACCUCCACCCCUUUACUCACACAACUCUCCCGGAAGCUCGAUCCCAAUGUCUCAACCCGCACCACAACCGUCAUCUCCUCCCUCGCCGCCUUCAAAAAGCCCACCUCCUCCACUUUGUUCCCCCCCAAACCAAAACGCCUCAUCAAGCGCAAAAUCGACAAAGGCAAAUCCCUCGCCUUACCCGAAGGCCAACACCAAGAAAUCCACAUCCACCGGCUAUCCUCCAUCUCCCAAGUCCAGGACCUCUUCCCAGAACUCGGCUCAGGUUUCAUUUCCAAACUCCUAGACGAGUACCACGACUCAACAGAACAAGUCAUCGCCCACCUACUCGACAACUCCCUCCCCCCCCACCUCGCCUCCCUCGACCGCUCAGAGGAUUUAUCUCCCGUCAAACCCCCCACUAUCCGCCGACACUCCUCCCUCAUCCCCCGCCCCACCCCCCCCAUCUCCCCCAUUCUCCCCCCUGCCCGAGACGACGAUGACGAAGACCUCGCCCUCCUAACCGGCACGCUUCACCUCGGCAAAAAACCCGGUACCGCCGACUCCCUCCUGAGAGAUAAAUCCACCGCCCCCGCCAAAGCAGCCAUCCUCUCCGCCCUCGCCGCCUUCGACUCAGACGACGACGAACGCGACGACACCUACGACGCCGCAGACGUAGGGGGGACUGUGGACACCUCCCUCGGGGACGAGAUCCUCCCCGACGGGGCGGAGGCCCACCUCUUCCGCACUUACCAGGCCAACCCCAAGCUCUUCGCCCGGGACAAGGAAUCGAGGCAGCACGCCGAGAGGAUCAGGCUCAGGGCCGAGACGGGCAUGAGCGAUGAGCAGGUUGAGGGGUGGGCGGUGAUGCUGCAGCGGGAUGUGAACCUGCAGAAGAGGCUGCAGAAGAGGUAUGGCGAGUGGAGUGGUGAGCAGGUUGAGAUCCAGAGGACGGGGUGGGUUGCGGGAGAGGAGGAUACGGAUGGUGAUGGGCCUUCGAGAGGUGGGUUUAGGGACAAUAGGGGACGUGGUGGAAACAGGGGAAGAGGUGGACGUGGUGGUGGUGGAAGGGGUGGUGCUCAGCAAUCUGGAGAGUCGGGACCCCAAGAUGAUGCCGCCAGACGGAGAAAAGAAGCCAACAAGGGCAGCCGAGCCAACCACAACAGACGUGAUCAACGGGCGAAAAAGAUGGCCAGGGGUGGUUUUGCUGGUUAA
This is a messenger RNA of Podospora pseudocomata, 1980 nucleotides long. RefSeq lists its product as uncharacterized. Gene Ontology annotation, molecular function: ubiquitin binding. The transcript has a single exon. Bases 1 to 1980 code for a protein of 659 amino acids. NCBI's taxonomy places the organism in Eukaryota, Fungi, Ascomycota, Sordariomycetes, Sordariales, Podosporaceae. The record is from RefSeq and is a predicted model, not a curated record.